AUGAGCAACGACCCGCUGCCUUCCAGUGAUGAAUAUGUAGAGGGGAAGAGGCCCUGUGUCCUAAGCAUUCCUGAUGCUUCUUUGAAGCUGAUGGAUUGCAUGGCCUCAGCGAACACAAAGUACCAAUUUGAUGGCAAUGCAGAUUUGCUGGAGUAUCGAAAAUGUGCCUGUUACUUCAACUUCAAGGAGGUUGGCAAGGAGUGCAGCAAUAGCGGUCCAAACCACACGAUGGAAUAUGCCUACCAACUGGGCAACCACACGGGCAAGUGUCAACAGCAUUUUGAGGCAUGGUCUCAUCACGGGCCAGCAGAUGUCAAAUCCUGGUGGCAAUCUUCUCAGGGCAUCAUAGCCCAAGUUUUGAUUGUCGUCCUACUUUUGGCAAUGCUCCUUUGGUGCUGUCAAGAUUGGUUUUUUAAUGUUCUAGAACGAUAUCAAGAAGAAGUGGAUGAAGAGAUGAGGGAAGAAGAAACACGAGCUCCACCUCGAAGCCCGAUUGAGAAAGUGCAGCGCAUGGGCCGCAUUGGCGGCCGCAUCAUGCAGAACCUCAUUCGGCCAAAGGCAGCACCUUUGAGAAAGCCUUCGAGUGACGAAGAAGAUGAAACGGAGCUUGCGGAAGAGCCAGAGGAGCCCAAACCAAGACGAAGCCUUCACAACUUCCAGGCUCCUCGAGAUUUAGGGAGCGAUCCUUUUGUGCCUCUGAUGGGUCCGAUGAGUCCCCAUCGGUCGGUAUUUCCACCUGGUACAGCCCCUCCAUGA
Messenger RNA from Durusdinium trenchii, 756 nucleotides. The record is from the annotation of a GenBank genome assembly. Lineage: Eukaryota; Dinophyceae; Suessiales; Symbiodiniaceae.